Molecule: messenger RNA, 1152 nt
Organism: Fraxinus pennsylvanica
Lineage: Eukaryota; Viridiplantae; Streptophyta; Magnoliopsida; Lamiales; Oleaceae
Source: the annotation of a GenBank genome assembly
AUGAUGGGCAAUGAUGAAUCUCCACUUGCAAAGAAAGCUCGAAAGGAGAAGGCUCGAGGAAAAGUGACCGCAACAACAAGCUCGACUGAAAUUAUGGAACCCUGUGUAUGGAGAGAAUUUCCGGGAGACCUUUACGAAACUGUGAUAGCAAGACUUCCCAUAACCACAUUUUUUCGUUUUCGUUCAGUUUGCCAGGAUUGGAAUUCAUUGCUGACUUCACGGAGUUUCUCCCUACAGUGUGCUCAAGUUAAGCAAACCCAACCUUGGAUUUAUGUCACAAUCCAUGGAAACACUAAUGAUGGAGCCAUAUAUGAUCCACCGUCGAAGAAAUGGUACCGCCCACCAAUACCUGCCCUUCCAACAGAGUUGCUCGUGGAGCCAGUGGCAUCAGCAGGGGGUCUCAUCUGUUUUCUCGACAGUGAAUUUAUAACUGCCUAUGUCUGCAACCUUGUUACUGCCUCCUUCAAAGAGUUGCCACCUAGGUCGGUUGAUUUUGGGGGCAUUGGGAUGACUAUAAAUGAGAGCUCUCCAAAUGCUGGAUAUAAGAUCCUUUGCUUUAGUUGUGAUGGUGAGUAUGAAAUUUACGACUCAACAAAGAACUCUUGGGGUCGUUCAGGGAGAUUGCCCUCGAAUAUCAAGUGCCCACUUGACCUGAAUUUCAAGUCUCAGGCCGUGUCUAUUGAUGGAACGCUUUACUUCAUGCAUUCAAACCCUGAUGGCAUCGUGUACUAUAAUAUGACCACCGGGGUUUGGAAGCAAAUCUUAAUCCCAGCUCAUCCACGUCUGAGUGAUCAUACACUAGCUGAAUGUGGAGGGAAACUCAUGCUUGUGGGGCUUGUGAACAACAGUGCUUCGACGUGCAUCUGCAUAUGGGAGCUGCAGCAGAUGACUUUCUUGUGGAAGCUGGUUGACAGAAUGCCAACCCUAUGGUGCUUGGAGUUUUACGGGAAGCCAGUCGAAUUGGAUUUCCUGGCUAACAAAGGUUGGGUUAUGAUAUCGCUUAGAUCAAGACAUAAGUAUAGUCUGAUAACAUAUGAUUUAUCGAGCAAGGAAUGGUUUAAGCCACCUCGAAGAAUCCCAUCAUAUGGGAGAAAGAGGCCUUGGCUUGUAAAUGGCACUGCAUUUCAUCCUUGUUUGACAGCUUUGGUUUAG